Molecule: messenger RNA, 2235 nt
Organism: Cannabis sativa
Lineage: Eukaryota; Viridiplantae; Streptophyta; Magnoliopsida; Rosales; Cannabaceae
Exons: 4
Coding region: 868-1797 (309 amino acids)
Source: RefSeq, a predicted model, not a curated record
AUGUGAUUUGGGUAAUGUCAAAACUCAAAAUUACAACAGGUCCCCACUCCAAGUCGAGGCACGGCCAUGGUAAUUACAAAGGAAGCUUCCUCACGCGAAGGACAAAGAGAGAGUCAGUGACAAAGACAUCAAUGGUAAAAGGCCAAUUCUCUGAGAUACCUCUUCUUAAAUGGUCUUAUUAUUCUUUCUUGCCCUCUUAAAAUUCCCAUCUUUCGAUGCUUCUCUCAGGUAUUCUCUCCCAUUAACUCUGCUUCUACCUCACUCAUCAUCAAUCUCUGAAUACUGAGUGUCAUUAAUGGUUUCAUGAUUAUAGCUACACCAAAUAUGUAUUGGGUGAGCGUCAAUCAAGCAUAAUUUUCUGUGAUUUGCAUUAAACUGGUUGAUCUGAUAUGGUAAGAUUCUGAUUAUUGGGUCAGAAUCAAGGAAAUAACAAUUUUAUGUUAUUUGCCUGUAAUUGGUUCAUCACAUCACUAAAAAAUUCUAAAUUUUGGUGUAGUUAAUUGGUUGAGCCCUUAUGGAGGUGGGUUUUCAUUGGGUGGUGAAGUUUGUAGUGAUGAUUCUUGUAAGUACAUGCUCAACAAGGUACGGGCCCAUGAAGUUUCUGGAUUAUUAGAGAUGAAGAAUAGCUAGAAACUCUUCUUUCCGAGUGCUUGAGAUAAGUAAUGAUGAAAAUUUCUAUAAUAACCAUGACUCUUUGAAGGGGAGUCCUAAUUCUGAUGACAUAUUAUUUUUGCACUUAGAGAUUCACUUAUUUCAGUAUGAGUGAGUCAAGUCUUUUUAUUAGCAGAUUACCCUUAUAAGAACCCAAAGGAAUCUGGAGUAUUGUUCCAGAAAACUUAGUUGUUGAAUGCUGGCUAGAUUAUUGCCAUGUCUGCUUAUGGUCACCAAAUGGAGAGGGAGUACUCUGCACAGAGUCUCUCUGGCAAUGGAGAUUCUGAUGGGGAUAGCCAUUACGUGAUGGAAACAGGUUUCUACAUGACAUCAGUUGCUGCAACGAUUUUCAUUGGGGCGAUUGUUACUGUUGGAGUUUUAAUGACUACUUUGCUGAUUACGCUAACAGUAAUGCUGCAAUCUUGUCAAAGUAGAAAUGCAGGAGUUAUUGAGAAUGUGAAAUCGAGUUACGACUAUAAUGCCUGCAAGAAUCUUGGUCUCCAUGCAGAGCUCAACAACUUGGAAGCAAGUCACUUUCCUAUGAUUUGCAAGGUUUUCGCUGUCCAAUAUAUUGAAGAAGGCCAAUAUGCUAGAGAUUUAAACUCUACAAUUGUGGUGGUAGAGAAUCAUUUUAAAACAGUUGACCCGCUAGAUGAUGGUCUAGAUGUGGUUUUGAUUGACAUAGAUGACAUUUCCUCUUCAAACCCUCAAAGUGAUAAUUUAUUACUUCAAGGAUAUAAUCAAUAUGGAUGUAGUAAUUGUAUUGGAGAUGCAAUUUAUCUGAAGCUCCAGUCUAUUCUUUUGAUAUACAAGAAACUGCAUGCUAGAGGCUGGCCUUUAAUUUUGCUGUCAAGAAAGCCCGAGAGACAAAGGAACACCACCGUAAAGCACCUUAUUUCUGCAGGUUACAAAGAUUGGUCUCUAUUGAUAAUGAGAUCAGAAGAGGACUUGCGUGUGGAUAAUUAUGAAUACUUUGCCAGAAGAAGGAUAGCAUUGCAGAAGGAAGGUUUCCGCAUAGCAGGCACUAUAAGCAGUCGCUACGAUGCUUUAACAGGUCCAUAUUGUGGGCAACUCGUUUUUAAGCUUCCAAACCCACUUUAUUGCAUUUAUGAGAAUCAAAAUGGAAACACAGUUACAACAACCUAGGCCAUAUUGGAGGCUAUUAAAACGGCUUGCUUAUGUACCAGGAGAUACUAUCAAAGAGAUGAAGAUUUCAACAUUGAAAUCAUAAUUGAGUUGAGCACAGAUUGAACAUUUUGUCUUGCAGCUUGAGUGGUUGAUUAGUCCCUGAAAUUGCACCUUGUGACUUAUUCCUUCAGUUGAUUGUUAUUGGGACGUUGAUGAAAUCUAUGUCAGGCCACUGUCAUUGUAUGAUUUCUAGUUGUCUGAGUGGAAUCGAAUUUAAGCGUGUACUUGUAGUUUUUGUUUCACUCCACAGAUUGAAGAUAAAUUCAUCAAUUAUUUGAUUUAUUCCCCUUAAUUUGGCACUUAGUUUAGUCAUACACUGAUACACCACCCUGUUGUAUAAUAUGUUGAUCCUCAUUAUUGUUACUUUAUAUAUUGUAAAGAUUUCUUUCGAUGUCA